Scleropages formosus (Asian bonytongue) is the source of this 1607-nucleotide messenger RNA. It is a transcript of the gene tm2d1, whose product is annotated as TM2 domain containing 1. The record is from RefSeq and is a predicted model, not a curated record. NCBI's taxonomy places the organism in Eukaryota, Metazoa, Chordata, Actinopteri, Osteoglossiformes, Osteoglossidae. Bases 31 to 633 code for a protein of 200 amino acids. The transcript has 5 exons.
CGGCCUCCUGUGACGGAGAGCAGCUUCGACAUGGCCGCCUCCUGCACGCGCGUUAUCCUCCCGCACUCCGCGAGCACACUCGCUUUGCUCUCUUUCAUUUGUUUUAUUGUGACAUACGUCUUAGCGGAUGGAGUGGAAAACUGCGAAAACCUGCGACUGGGACAAUAUCGCUGCAACGAACCAAAGAUAGAUGAUGCCACUCAAGAGCCUGACAACUGCAGGGAUUCAAUUGCUUGGGUUGAAUGCCUUCCUGCACCCAACAUCAGCUGCAGAUUUUCCAAUGGGACAGAGUUUAAAUUCAGUGGAGAAGAAGUUGGAUUCAACAAAUCAAUCCCCUGUAGAAAUGUGAACGGUUAUUCAUACAAAGUUGCAGUGGCUCUUUCUCUCUUCCUUGGAUGGCUGGGGGCCGAUCGCUUCUACCUAGGAUACCCAGCUUUAGCACCUGCAAGAUCACAAAGGGCCCAGUGGAUGAAAGCUCACACCCCCACCUCACUUGGGGGCUCUUUGUUUCCGGUGCUUGGGGAUGGAAAUGGCAGCUCCACACUGUGCAGGCGCAGGCUAGCCUGGGUCCCUGCGAGCAGCAGCACCUGGCCUGGCUGCCGGAGGCCAGCCGUGGCACCGCUGUGCCAUUAAGCCAUUAGGGCCUGGCUGGCCCCUAGGCAGGCAGCCUUUGGUUCUGAGGAGAACACGGUGGGCAUCUUUUUAAACAGUCGCUUCGCUUGGCCGCCAAGCAAGCUGUGUAUUUAAGUUCCCCACACCGGCAAUUUUUGUAAAACUACUAAUGGUAAUUGUUGGAAAUUAAGGUUUUUAUUUGAUCAAAUAAUAUCUUUUUUUAUUCCCUGUAAUUUGGUUCUUUCUGUGUCCUCUGUGAAAUGUGCUAUAAUGAGUUUGUUGUUGCACAAUGGCUUCCAGAAUAAUUGGAACCCUUGAUGAAGGUGAGGACAAAAGGCUAGAAAAUGUCUUUAUUGUAUAUUAGCUUGAUUCUAAACUUAAAUUAUUAGGGAACUCUAGCACUUAGGUAAAAUUAUUUAAAGAAAUCCUCACAAAAAAUUUAAACUUUUUUUCUUAAUUGAUGUCUCAAUAAUUGGCACCCCUACAUUUCAUAGUUUGUGUACUCUACUUUUGCAAAUAACAGUGUUGAGUCUUUUCUUAUAAUACCGGGUGAGAUUGGAAAGCACACAAAAACAGAUCUGAGACCAUUCCCCCAUACAAAAUCUCCUUGUCUCAUUGUUCGUAGACUCUCCUCUUCAGCUCACUCAACAGGUUUUCAAUGGGUUUUAGGUUAAAGCACUGGCAUAUGACCACUGUAAAAGCUUGAUUUUGUGGUUAGUCAAUCAUUUUUGUGUGGAUUUGGAGGUAAGCGUUAGCUUAUUGUCCUUCUGCGAUAUCCAGCCACAACCCAGUCUUAGCCUUUUGGCAGUAGCAACCAGAUUUUGAUUUAAAAAAAGGCUUCAUAUUUUAUGGAGACAAUGAUGCCAUCUAUCCUAACAAGAUUCCCAGGGCCUUUGAAAGUAAAAUCAGCCCCGCAACAUUGCAGAUCCACCGCCAUGCUUCACAGUGAGGAUUUUGUUUUUUCUUCACGAUUUUGACUCAUUUUACUCCAAACC